UUGUCAGUGAAGAGAACGGCCGCUAUUUUGCCUGUUAUUCUUCCAUCGUAACUAAUUGAGGCAAUGGCAGAUAUAUCUAGCUAGCGGAUAUGAAAGCCUAGUCAUGUGGCUCCACUUAGUGACGUGUUAGGCUUACAAUAAGUGAGAAAUGAAGCAGAUAUUGGCGGACAAAUGGGGAAGGCUGCCUCCACCUCAGCUGAUAACAUUAAGUAUAGUAAUUGACGAACACAACACACCACGUGGAGAGAAGCAAGGUGUGGAGUACCCAAGCCUCUCACAGUCCAUGCUAGUAGACUCACCCUGCAUGUGGAGAUCUCCCAAAAUGCACGGAGGUUAUUCAGAGCUGCAGGACAGAGUACUUGAGGCCAUUGGUGAACAGAAAGCUGAGGUUGAACAAAGCCAAGAAUUGAUAGCUGCCCAAGGUGUAAGCAAGAUUCACAAUGAUGAGGUCAUUGUGACGUGUGCAAUGUGUCCACUGGUCUUGGCCUUCCUGACCAAGGCAGCCACACAAAGGAAAUUCCACGUCAUUGUUGCCGAACGUGCCCCUAAAUAUGAUGGUCACCCAGUGGCAAAAGCUUUAUGUACUGCUGGAAUUGAGACAACAUUAAUUCAAGACUCUGCAGUGUUCCCCAUCAUGUCACGUGUCAACAAGGUCAUCAAAGGUCAUCGUUGGCACCGAGACGGUGGUGACCAACGGAGGCAUUGAGACCUUUGUUGGUGCAGCCUCUCUUGCCUCACCACCAAAGUUUUAUUCUGUUCCACUGUAUGUGUGCACUCCCACAUACAAAUUUAGCUUGAUGGGCUGUGAAGAAAUGUGAUGCCGGAUAAGAGGGAUUUUACUGUACCCUGUUUAUCUUGCACAUCUACUCACUUAGCUUUAAAUAAUGGCUGCUGACCAUUUAAAUCUCUUUUAUUUCAGUCGAGGUACUGCACCAUCCUACGUGUACCGGCAGCUUAGCGAACUGUACCGUCCCACUUCUUGUGAUCUCUAAGGUAACAGCUUUAAUCCUUGCAAAUAAGGAAUAAGAGAAAAGAGACACACCUGCCAUUUGUACUGUUAUGCUGUAGUGUUCUGUCAUUUUUUUUCCUUUUAUCCUAGAACCAUUUUUGGUCAUUCAUGUUUCUAAAAAUUAUUAUACAAAAAUGUUGAGCUUAAUAUGUUUGGUGUAGCUUUUUGUAACAUGUGUUAUUGUUAAUGUGUGUGGUUCCCCUCAGGAAGAAUGUUGCAGUAUUAGCAGUAAUGUUACAGCCAAUGGAAGUGUCUGUAUUGUGCUUUGGUGGGAGGUUAAUUUGAUGUAUUUUUAGAGUUGUGCAGGAUAUUAUAGCAAGCCCUCAAAAUAAAGAAAAUAACUAUAGAAAACACUCCUUGUAUUGAAAACACCACUGCAGAGAAAUCUCUAAUGAAACAGGAAACCCUACAUUCAGUACUGUGUGGUUGUUGCAGUAACACUGAGCUAAAUGCCUUUUGGAUGGUUGUACACUAAAAAUAAUGUAAAAAUGCCUAUAAACAACUGUCCCUGCAUUAAAAACCUUUCAUCAUAAAAUUACACACAAGAUACUCAACCAGUGCAUGAAUGUUCAAGCAGUACCAUUUGCUCCCUUCUGCACAGCUUGCAGCAACACUUCUGGCGCUGCAUAGUGAACAGUGAAGCACGGUGUCUU
Messenger RNA from Scylla paramamosain (green mud crab), 1662 nucleotides. Its product is annotated as translation initiation factor eIF2B subunit beta-like. Bases 149 to 706 code for a protein of 185 amino acids. NCBI's taxonomy places the organism in Eukaryota, Metazoa, Arthropoda, Malacostraca, Decapoda, Portunidae. The record is from RefSeq and is a predicted model, not a curated record. Gene Ontology annotation, biological process: translational initiation. Gene Ontology annotation, molecular function: translation initiation factor activity; guanyl-nucleotide exchange factor activity. Gene Ontology annotation, cellular component: eukaryotic translation initiation factor 2B complex. The transcript has 5 exons.